Thalassophryne amazonica is the source of this 1736-nucleotide messenger RNA. RefSeq names its product TBP-like 1 (gene tbpl1). The coding region runs from base 188 to 745 and encodes 185 amino acids. Gene Ontology annotation, molecular function: general transcription initiation factor activity; DNA binding. The transcript is spliced from 7 exons. The record is from RefSeq and is a predicted model, not a curated record. NCBI's taxonomy places the organism in Eukaryota, Metazoa, Chordata, Actinopteri, Batrachoidiformes, Batrachoididae. Gene Ontology annotation, biological process: DNA-templated transcription initiation.
UUCGGUUUUAGACGUAGUAUCAGAGACUUGUGUUUUUUUAAAUUAGAUUUUUUUUUCAUGUUUAUGGAUGGAUUUUAGGCUUGUUUGGUGGAUCCAACACUGAAUUGUAUCAUAAGGUAUCUGAGGAAAUUAAAGUACUACCUGUGACACGCGCGAACAUUGCAUCAUCUUCCAUGUAGUACUGGGCAUGGAGUCCAACAAUGACAGUGUGAUCGAUGUCAUUGUCACCAAUGUGGUGGCCACGUUCAGGUCCAGAUGCCACCUCAACCUGCGGACCAUUGCCCUGGAGGGGAUCAAUGUAGUAUACAGGCCAGAUGCAGGGAAAGUCACCAUGAAGCUUCGAAAACCCAAGAUAACGGCCUCCAUCUGGUCCUCCGGGAAGAUCACCUGUGUCGGAGCCACAAGUGAGGAAGAAGCAAAGGUGGGCGCUCGCCGAAUAGCGCGCACGCUGCAGAAACUAGGCUUUGAGGUGAGGUUUUCGGCCUUCAAGGUGGUGAACGUGCUAGCGGUGUGCCACAUGCCAUUUGGAGUGCACCUCAACAAGUUUGCAAAUAAGAACCGUCCCAUUGUCAGUUAUGAACCAGAGAUCCAUCCUGCUGCCAUGUACAGGAUCGCAAACCUCAAAGCAACCAUCCAGGUGCACUCUACUGGCUGCCUCACUGUUACAGGACCAAAUGUGCAGAAUGUGGCUACAGCUGUGGAGCAGGUCUACCCACUACUAUUGGACUGUCAGAAACCCAAAUAGGAAUUUAAAAACAAACAAACGACAAAUAGUGCUGAGGAUGACUGAAGAAAUGAGCGAGUCUCGUUCCUUUUUGAGAAGAGAAGAAGCACCUUAACAUUGGAUUUGUUUGCCACAAACUUGAACUGUAUCAUGGCUGAGAUGCCAACUGGAUUAAAAAAAAUACACAUAUAUAUCACUCUGAAAUGAAAUGUGGGUUGUGUGGCUGUUGUGUUUUUAACAGCCUACACAUAAAUGUCUUCCAAAUCUCACCUGGCAACAGCAACUCAAGAGCCUUCAUUGGUCAACGUUGAUGAGCUUUUUUUGCGCAUGGACUCAGAAACGCUGACUUUUCAACAGUCUGGCCCCUUUCAAGUGCAAAACCAUGGUGGAUAAUCCCACAAGGCUGUUUGUUGACAAUGAAAAGCUACGCCUAAUCACUCCUGCCUAACCGUUUCGCUUCCUCGCGUUAACUUGCUUCAGUUGUCGGUUUGUGCUACAUAGUUGUGGCGUUUGGCUCAGAAAGAUCCCCUACUUAUUGUCCUAGUAACAGUUUGUGCACAUUUUUUUAAGGUUUAGGAAGUGCAUAAAAUGUAGAUAUGGUUCACAAUGUUUUGUUUGUCAGGUGGCAUCCACACACAGUGGGUGUGGCCAAAACACUUGAGUUCUUAAAGUUCCUACGAGACAAAAACAACACAGAACUGGUUUCAGAAAAAUUUUCACCAGGCAAAUGACAUUUUAAAACAAGAACAGUUAGACGAUAAAAUCAUUUCAAGGUUUUUUUUAGCAACACAAGAACUCUUAAAGUGUUCAAAGAUGUUAAACUGUGCUGAAUUGUGUGUAGAUUUGAUGCUCAAAGAUGUUCUAAAACCAGUGUUUUUAUUCGCACAGUGUUUUUGACAUGUUGUCAAGUAUGUGUGAUGGAGGAAUUUCCUGUUUUCCAAGGCUUUUGUGACACUUGUUCAUAAUUUUUGUAUUUUGUUAAAAAAGUUCCUUAUUAAAACGGGUCACCACA